Molecule: messenger RNA, 1986 nt
Organism: Meleagris gallopavo (turkey)
Lineage: Eukaryota; Metazoa; Chordata; Aves; Galliformes; Phasianidae
Source: RefSeq, a predicted model, not a curated record
GGGGUUUUCUUAACUUUUACUGUAACAUUUACUACAAAUGUUAUUUAAAAAAAUGUCUUGCUUUAAAAAGUCAUCUGUAGUAUUAGCUAUGACUGCAUGUAGCAAAAUGAUUUCAUCAGAGUCAUUGUACAGGAAACACCCCUUUUCUUAUUUGUGCUGAACAUUUUUGCUUCACAAUGUCACUGUUGUUCCCUUCUCAUUCAAAAGAUUUUGGAUCAUGAUUUCAAUCGAGUUGGUACUGUUGUCAUUUAAGCUACUUUUGGGAUAAAUGCAAGCAUUUCAUUGAGGUUUCUGGAGGCUUAAAGCUUUCUCCAAGUACUACAGCUUUCAUAGUGCUCAGUGUCAGUGCUGUUUGAGGGAGAAUGCAGUCAAACAUAAGGGUGUAUUUCCUCCCAGCUGAUGUUCCUGCAUGGUUCCAUGCAAUAACUGCCGUCUCAAUCUACACUGUCUUUAUCAGAAAGAUUCAAGCAAGCUCUGUGCACGUUCUUAGUUACCCAAAAGCUAGGGAACUGUGCUAGCAGUGUUGUGCACGUGCUGAUUUCUCCUGUCUCUCAGUAGGAUUCAUAGCUCAGGCUUUGCACUGUCAAGAUAUUUAUCAUUUUUGGCUAUUUCAGAGCACUGGCAGAAGAAUCUCAUGCCUGUCCACGAAGUAACGUGUAGAUAAACCCUUAAACUGAGUAGCUGUAAGUGUAGUCAAUUAUCUUGUUUUAAAGUGAUCCUAUAAAAAUCAUGCUUGACUGCAAUGGCAAGUUUGUUCUUUGGAGCACUGGGACCUGUUCUGUGGAGGCUAAGAAACAUCUCGUUUUGUCAGAGGAAAAACAUUGAUACUUGUUAUAAAAGUCUUGCUUGAACAUAUCUCACGUGAAAAGACUUUUUAAAUCUUCUUUCUUUUUAUAAGCUGCCUAUAACUUGAUAUGUCCCUGCUCUAAUUUAUUUAAAAGGUCUUUUUGAAUCCAGAGUGGCAGAUGCUCCAGUUCAACCUUCCCAAAGGAGCACUUCUGUGGGAGCCAGUGCCUUGUGUCCUUUCCAGCGACAAAGCUUCUUUGACCAAGUGCAUCAGUCACUAAAGAAAGACAGCCUGGCCAUCGAAUCAGCCCUGCGUGUACAGAGACCACGCAGUACCUCCAGUGCACAAGCUGGGAGAUUCACAAAUCUAAGUCUUCUAAAAGACAAAAGCAUUUCAAAAUCUGUGCGUAACAGUGCAUCUCAGGAGAGGUGGGAAGAGAUGGACCUCAACAAGGCCAAGAUUGAGCACAAAAGGCACCAAGAGGAAGAGAGGCAGUUGAAGAGGCAGCAGCAGCAAGAGGCAGAUGCUGUCCGACGUCAGCUGCACAGGAACAACCAGAGGCAGCGAUUGUAUCAGAGAAUGUUGCAAGGGUUGGAGAAACAGCUGGAGCACAAAAACAGAGCUUUGCAGCACAUGGCACUGCUGCAAGCUGCUCAAUCAGAGAGGAGCAAGAAGGAAUCCUUCUUGGCAGAGGAGGAGAACAGAAAGUUAAAUCAGAGGCUGCAGUUCCUGCAUACACAGCGACUGCAGAGAGAGAAUCUUCUUGCAGAACUCAAUGAGCGGAGCUUUGAACAAGAAAAAGGAAGGCUGCUAAGGGAAAUCUCAAGGAAAUACUGUACUGUAUUUCCAGCAGUAGCACCAUCUGGGGUAUUUAUCUUUCUCUCCUGUAUAUCCAGUAUAAUUGUAUCAUUUGGAGAGACGUACGUGAAAACUAUUAUUUCUUUAACGUGCAUAAAGAUUAAAGAUAGGAAUUUAAUCUGUAUCUGUGAUGGGAGUAGUCUUCCUGCAUAUAAAGAAUUAUCAUAGAAUCAUAGAAUGGUUUCGGGUGGAAAGGACCUUCAAAAGUCAUCUCGAUCAACUUCCUGCCAUGGCAGAGACAUCUCUUACUAGAUCAGGUUGCUCGAAGCACCAUCCAGCCUUACCUUGAAUACUUCUAAAGAUGGGGCAUCUACAAUUUCUCUGGGCAGCCUGUGUCACUG